Molecule: messenger RNA, 3492 nt
Organism: Neohortaea acidophila
Lineage: Eukaryota; Fungi; Ascomycota; Dothideomycetes; Mycosphaerellales; Teratosphaeriaceae
Product: histone deacetylase domain-containing protein
Exons: 3
Coding region: 1-3492 (1163 amino acids)
Cellular component (GO): nucleus
Molecular function (GO): histone deacetylase activity
Source: RefSeq, a predicted model, not a curated record
AUGGAGACGCACCUGGGUCACGGCGGGCCGCCGUCGCUGACUCUCGAACCCAUACAACCACCAGCAACAAGCGAAACGAAUGGAGCAGCGAACACCGUGUCAACAAACGCUACGAGCAGUCCUCUCGCCUCUGUGCCGCCCACUCCCAAUCCCCAUGGGAGUACAUCACACCGCACCGCUCAACCUUCCACGUCACCGCUACCACAAAGAUCACCAAAAGCCGUUCGAAGAGCGUCCAGCGGCAUGAGUCUCGACGACCGCCCUUCCUCGUCCCCCGCAGCCCUACGACACAAAAGCUCAAGAACAUCACUAGGCGCACACACUGAAGAUGGCGAGCGAAGACCAACACCCAAGCGAUCGAUCUCGAAUCUAAUAUCUGGCCUUCGCGAGGCGCAGGCGAGGAUGGAGUCGAUUGAAGAGCCGCUGGCGCUGACGGCGCCUCAGAUUGCCGCGGACCAUUUUACGAGGGAAUUGCUGGGGCACAGUCAAGAUGGAGCAGCGGAGUCGGAGACGAUGGUCAUCAUACAUGACGCUUGCUAUGGACAUCGCUUCUCAAGGCUGAAAACGACCAAGUCGCAUCUCUCGAUGAUUGUCGAAAGGCCGGAACGCAUUCAUGCGAGUGUGCUUGGAGCUUCGGCUGCUUAUGUACGGCUUGGUGGGCAUCAUAUUGGAGGAACGAAUGCGCCUCACCCUAAUAUCAGGACUCCUGGUGCGCCGGCGUUCAAGAUUCGGCGUACCACUCGCGCCCUGGAUGUUACGUCUUCGUAUGUCACGAAUGUGCAUGGAACGGCAUGGAUGACGGAGCUCCGAGAUCUUUGUAAUCUUGCUGGGGAGAGGCUGGCGGCCGGUGUGAAGGAGCUCACUCGAACUCCCUCGCCCACUCAACCCGAAAAGCCUGAGUUUCACGCGGGUGAUUUGUACUUGUCGGCGGAAUCGCUGAACGCUUUCCAAGGUGCCCUGGGCGGAGUUGCGGAUGCUGUUGAUGCAGUCUUCGUGCCGGGAGCGCAGACCAAACGAGCCUUUGUCGCCGUCAGACCGCCUGGACAUCACUGCUCCGCAAACUACCCUAGCGGCUUCUGCUGGCUCAACAAUGUCCACGUGGGUAUCGAAUACGCCGCACAACUACACGGCUUGACGCAUGCGGCAAUUUUGGACUUCGACUUACACCACGGCGACGGCAGCCAGGCGAUCACCUGGGAGCGGAACAGCAAGAACAACGCAAAGCGCCUAAACGCCAAACCGAAUAGCAAGCUCAAGCUCGGGCCGGAUAUUGGCUACUACAGCCUGCACGACAUCAACAGCUACCCCUGCGAAAUGGGAGACGAUGAGAAGGUGCAGGCCGCCAGUCUUUGCAUCGACAACGCCCACGGUCAGAGUAUUUGGAAUGUACAUCUGCAGCCGUGGAAGACGGAGAAGGAGUUCUGGGAGUUGUACGAGACGAAGUAUCGCGUCCUGCUGCAGAAAGCCCGGAGCUUCUUGCAACAUCAUACUUCUCGCUUGAAGGAAGAUGGCAGGGUAAUGCCCAAAGCAGCACUGUUCAUUUCGGCUGGAUUCGACGCAAGUGAAUGGGAAGGCGCGGGCAUGCAGCGGCACAAAGUCAAUGUCCCCACCGAGUUCUACGCUCGAUUCACCAGAGAUGUGGUCGAUCUUGCUCAAGAAGCGGACCUCGCCUGCGAUGGACGUGUCAUCAGUGUACUGGAAGGCGGAUACAGUGAUCGGGCGCUGUGCAGUGGAGUGCUCAGCCAUCUAUCCGGCCUAUGCGCGACACCCGUCGAUUCGUUGAAGACGGAAUCCUCCACCGCGGACAGUCUGGAUCAGAUGAUGAAUGGCCUCGGUCUCAACGGGAGAGCUGGGCCAGUCACCCCCUUUCGCUACAACAAAGCCUGGUGGUCUCCAGCAAAUCUCACCGCGCUGGAGAUGAGAAUCAACCCGCCGCCGCCUCCGCAAAUGAAGAAGACGCGUGUUGGACAACAACCGACAUACGCUACACCAACAGAGUCUUUCGCUUACAAGGUCGUGGACGCAGAUAAGUUCGCGCGUUCAAUUUCCGGGACCAUGCGAGAAGUGCCGCAGCCCGCUCGACUACCUACUCCCCCUCUUCCUGAAGUGGACUGGAUCAUUGCCACGCAGGAGCUGUCGAAAUUCCUUAUCCCCACAGAUCGACAAACGAAGAGCUGCACAGCAGAAGAACUCGCCGGUCCCAAAAUCAAACGAGACCCGGGGAAUGCAAUCCCACCAGCAGCCGUCGCCGACGCAAUGCAACCUAGGCAACUGCGACAUCGCAAGAGCAAGCUCCCUCUCUAUCCGGAGAGCACGCACAGCGACGAAACGGAGAGCGUGAGAAGUGUGAGUCAAAGCAGCAGCAGGCGGCAGACGAUCAGCGAGCUGCCCUCGUCUUCUGCCAUUCCGGAACCCACGACUGGACGACGCGCAAGCAGACGUCUUAGCGCAGGGAGCGCGCUUAGUGCUCUCACGAGCCUGGACACCGCGGAUGCACCGCCCGUUCCGCCUUUGCCUCCGCAAGCCCCCGAACCUUUAGCAUUUCGCCCCCUACCGCUCGAACCAGCCGGAGGGGCGACGCUCCCUGUCAAGAAAACCCGCGCACCAACCAAGAAGGAACCCGCUUCCAGCGCGCCAGGCACACCAAGACGCGCUACCAAAGCCGCACCUGCGACUCCUGCGCCUGCUCAUGCUCCUCCCCCCGUCCCAGCCGCAGCCGCCAGCGGCGAGCUCGACGCUUUGACAGCCGGCAUGAAGAAGGUCACGCUCAAAGUCGGCACGCGCGAGGAGCACGAUCGCAAGCAGAAGGAGCGAGUCGAUGCGGAGAGGAGGGCGCGCGCGCUCAAGGCUGCGGAGACGCGGAGGGUGAAUGCUGCUGCUAAGAAGGCGGCGAAGGAAAGUGCUGUUUCGAGUCCUGUGGUUGGAAGUCAGCAGGCUCCGAUACGCUCGGUUGGCAUGGCUGAUGGGAGUGCGAUACCAUCGUUUGUCUCAACGGUUCCGGCGCAUGAUGCUGCUAUCCUGCCCGCGCCGGCGUGGUCGGGAUUAGCAUCACUCGCUAACACCUCCGAGCCUGCGGGCAGUAACGUCGACACUUCCACCCCUGUGAACGGCAUCACGAGCAACAACUGGGGAACCUCGAACCGCACCCUACCACCCACAGCUGCCAUCUCAACCUCCCAACAACCGCCCAUCAACCCCCCCUCAAACGACCAAACUCCCACGCAAGAAAUCCCAACCCCACUCUUCCACACUCCCGCCCCUCCUUCCCUCGCACAAGAGACCCAAGUGCGAACUCCGGCCCCCGCAACACAACCAACCCUCCACCCCAGCACCUCCCGACCACCCCCUCGCUCACCAGAAGGUACUCCGCUGCCGGUGUGGAGUAGCACAGGCAUGAUUCCCUUCGCUGCUGCGCCGUCUAAUGUAACAUCGGCCGCGGAUUCUGAGGGGAGAAGUAUUUGGGAUGUGCCUGAGACGCCUCGGCGGUUGUGA